This is a messenger RNA of Selaginella moellendorffii, 1012 nucleotides long. Its product is annotated as F-actin-capping protein subunit alpha. NCBI's taxonomy places the organism in Eukaryota, Viridiplantae, Streptophyta, Lycopodiopsida, Selaginellales, Selaginellaceae. Gene Ontology annotation, cellular component: F-actin capping protein complex; actin cortical patch. The coding region runs from base 30 to 923 and encodes 297 amino acids. The record is from RefSeq and is a predicted model, not a curated record. Gene Ontology annotation, biological process: actin cytoskeleton organization; barbed-end actin filament capping. Gene Ontology annotation, molecular function: actin filament binding. The transcript has 9 exons.
AGCUAGGGUUUAUGUUUGUGUAGAGCGCCAUGGACGGGGCCACGGACGAUCACAAGGCCGGCAUUGCGAAGUGGUUCCUGCUACGAUCGCCUCCAGGACAGAUCCAGCAGGUCGCCAAAGAUGUCCAGAAGAUUUUGAUGAGCGACAAGCUCUACCAGCAAGCGGCUAGCGAAGCAUUCCCCAUUUACAACAUGGAGCAAAUGAUCUGCCUGGAGCUGCCGGAUGGGAGUGGCCAGGUGCUUGUUAGCAACUGUGGCGCUCUCGAUUCUACGCACUACCUCGAUCUUAGAACCGCGCAGGUAGCAACUGUGGAUCACAUCAAACAGAUUUGCACGAAAGUUCGUCCAGCUACGGACGAGGAGCUUCCCUCUGGAUUUGUUGAAGAGUACAGGUCUGCCAUAGAUUCCGAGCUUCUCAAGUACGUGGAAGAGGCGUUUCCAAGAGGCUCUUGCGCCGUGUUUUGCACCGCUGGGAGCACUGCUGAAGAAGACGAUGCUCCUUUUGAACUCACAGCUCUAAUUUCUGCGUCUAAGAUCAGCCAUCAGAACUUUUCGAGUGGCUCUUGGCGAUCGACCUGGAAGAUUCAAGUGAACCAAGAGCUCCAGUCUGUGGAUCUGACAGGCAAAGUUCACGUGAAUGCACACUAUUUCGAAGAGGGAAACGUUCAACUCGACACCAACUACGAAGGCUCGGAUUCAACCGUACUCCAGAAUCCUCUGGACGUGGCAACAGCCGUGGUGAAUAUAAUCCGUAGCAAAGAGUCCGAGUACUUGUUAUCGCUAGAGGAAUCCUAUUCAAAGCUAUCAGACAACACUUUCAAGGAGCUCCGCCGCAAACUUCCAGUGACUCGGACCUUGUUUGCAUGGAACAAUGCGUUGCAACUCAGCCUCUCGCGGGAGGUGACCCGAGAGCUGAGCAAGUGAGUGCUUUCCCUGCUGUUUGAGUGGCUCUUUUAACUUUCUCCUCUCUGUUUUGGUGCUGAGAUAAUGCGAAAACUUCCAUUGAUUCCAAA